CACGGUUUACGUACUAUCAACAUAGAGUAAAAGCCGGAUUCCCAAACACGUGUAAGGGCACGUGAAGGUAACACAGCUCUAGCAGCCGGUUGCAGUGAUAUUGAGAGGUCAGUCGUCUUCAUAUUCCACCUAAACAGGAAAUCCAAGAUGUCUGGAGAACUGCCCCUCAACAUCAACAUCAAAGAGCCGCGAUGGGACCAAGGAGCGUUCAUGGGCCGCGCCAAGCACUUCUUCAUGGUCACGGACCCCAGGAACGUCCUGCUAUCCUCCGGGACGCUGGAGGAGGCCCGGGUGAUCGUGGAGAACUACAGGGCCGGGGUGGUGGCGCCCGGCCUGACGGAGGACCAGCUGUGGCGGGCCAAGUACGUGUACGAUUCGGCCUUCCACCCCGACACCGGCGAGAAGAUGUUCGUGAUCGGCCGGAUGUCCGCUCAGGUGCCCAUGAACAUGUCCAUCACUGGCUGCAUGCUCACCUUCUACAGGACCACACCGGCGGUGGUGUUCUGGCAGUGGGUUAACCAAUCCUUCAACGCAGUGGUCAACUACACCAACCGCAGUGGAGACGCUCCCAUGACAGUCAAUCAGCUCGGUGCGGCCUACGUGAGCGCCACGACUGGCGCCGUGGUCACCGCCCUGGGCCUGAAGUCUCUGGCCACGCGUCUCCCGCCCAUCAUCAGCCGCUUCGUGCCCUUCGCCGCCGUCGCCGCUGCCAACUGUAUCAACAUUCCUUUCAUGAGACAGAGGGAGUUAAAGUACGGCAUUCCCGUGACGGACGAGAACGGGAACAGGUUAGGAGAGUCUGCCAACGCGGCCCAGCUGGCUAUCAUGCAGGUGGUGGUGUCCAGGAUCGGCAUGGCGGUGCCAGCUAUGGCUAUCCCUCCCGUCAUAAUGAACACACUGGAGAAGCGAGCCUUCAUGAAGCGCUUCCCUAUUCUCAACGCUCCCAUCCAGGUGGGGCUCGUGGGUUUGUGCUUGGUGUUUGCCACCCCGCUGUGCUGCGCCCUGUUCCCACAGAAAAGCUCUAUGAAAGUGAGCGGGCUGGAGCCGGAGCUUCAGGACAGGAUUCGACAGAGCAACAAGACCACCACCCUGGUCUACUUCAACAAGGGCCUGUAGGACCUCCACGCGCACGGCACGGCACACACACACACACACACACACACACACACACGCACGCAUAUGGGUACACAAGCAAUUUAUUUAUGUUUUUGGAAACGCAAGUCCAGCACACUGAGGAAAGACGUUUGUGUGUAAAAGUAACGUUACUGAUGUAUUUCGCUAUGAACUUGAAUGUAAGAUCCCUGUCCUAUUGUACUUCUACACUGGUAGUAUUGUUGAUUUAUUUCAAAAUGACAACCCCUGUUUUUGCUGUCGGCCUCAGUGUUAAAGUGGUGCACCUUUCCUUUAAGCCAGGGGUGGGCGACCUCCAGUUCGUGGGCCACACUAUAGAGCACUUGAUUCGGCCCACUAUGAAAUUAUACAACCAAAAUGCUGAUAAAAAUACACCAGAAGAGUGGAAAAAUGUAUUUCAGUACAGGGUUUUUUUUUUUUUUUUUUUUACUUCAGAGCAAAACGAUUCCUGAUUUUAUUUUGUGUGAUUUUAAUAAUCGUAUCUUAAAGCUAACAAGAUCCAAAGUUCUCAAUCACAAAAUUAGAAUAGCAAAGUAAACCUCUUUUUUAUUGACAUAAAAUAAGGGAACACUGUCAUAUGAAUGCUUGUAAUAAAAUGAGCAACUAUGGCCCUUUGAGGACUCCAUACAAACUUUAACAUGGUUCCCCACCCCUGCUUUAAGUGUACUUAAACCCCUUUGUAUUACAGGUAAUGAGCUACUGAAUGUACGUAGUCCGACUACUAUGCUACUGUUACACAGCGGAUGAGAACACACACUUACAAACAGCUUAGUGCUAAUGUUGGCCAAAGUUAACCGCGAGAAAAGUGAGUCCCUAAAGUUGUCGUUGUAACCCGACCACACCCUGCCGUGUUUCAAACUACGAAGCCAUACAGUCAUGAAACAAGCAGACAUUUUGUUGGACAAGCUUUCCUCUUUACGUGGCAUUAUUUUAAAGUUCUAACAUACUUGAUGGUGCAAAGACUAGUUAUUCUAUGUUGGACAUUAUAUAUGUAGGUGUGGAACAUGUAAACAGGAUUAUAAAAUGGAAUAUUCUAUAUUCAUGGAAAUGCAGUUAGGAAAAAUGCUUUUAGUGUUUGUGUGGUGUUUUUGCAGUGUUGGUCAUAACAGGGUUUUUAUUAAUAAUAUACAGUUUAUAUCGAUACAUACGCACUCAUUUCUCAAAUAGUGGCCGUAGCGCGAAUAGACGCUAUCAUUCGAGCGAACGAGUUGACUGCGAUGUAGCAAAGCCACGUACCGACGGUUCAAAACCAGAACCUACCGGCGGCCACUCGUCAAAAGCAGUUGCCGAAUCCCGUGCGCAACGCAAUAGCGCAGUCGAGUUCAGCUGCGUCGCUCACUUAAGGCGUAUUUUCCACAGCAAACGGACAAUAUAUAUAUAUAUAUAUAUAUAUAUAUAUAUAUAUAUAUAUCGUCAUGGGAAACCUAAUGAAUAAUAAGAGAAACUAUUCAUACAGCACAUUUUGCUGGUUUAUUUCACACUGAUACGAGUCCAAAUUCCAGCCGUGUCAUUUAUUUCAACUGUUGGAAUUCUUGAAAGGUUUCAUUCCAAUGUCCUUUUAUUGUAUAUAAUAGUUCAUCUCAUUAUACCUCACCUACAGGAAUCAUAACUUUCAUUUCAACCUGUCAAAGCAUUUGUCGCUCCCAGGUAAGGACGACACAAAGUCAAGGAACCAUAUUCAUGUUUAGAAUCAUGCUGCAAAGUUAAAUACUGAAGAUUGCACUUGCCGAGUGCGCUCGUUAUGAACUGCUGAUUUCGUCACUGGAAGGUUUUUGUACAGUACUGAUACAUAUUACUGUUACAACGCAUCCAAAGAGGGACAAGUUUAUGACGAAAAGAAAUGCGUUUUUCCCACAAGCUUUAUUCGAAGUGGUUUUGCACCAUGUCAUUAUGCAUAAAAAGAGUAUUUUAAAGAGCUACAUUACAUCUCAUUGUGUGUGUGUGUGUGUGUGUGUGAUGCGUUCUCGUGAUGUCCCAAUCAAGCACAUUGGAAUGGCACAAAUUAAGAUGUGUACUGAAGCCACAAAUGUUAAGACAAUCCAUGAAUAUGUUUUCACAGUCAUGUAGUGCUGUCAGCAUUGGUGCGGUGUACUCGCUUUUUGGGUUUUUUUUUUUUUCAUUGUGUUGGCAUAUAUAAAUUACUUGGACGUGUAUUUUACUCAGUACUAGAAUAAAAGAUGUGACUGACAUCCAA
Molecule: messenger RNA, 3325 nt
Organism: Phyllopteryx taeniolatus (common seadragon)
Lineage: Eukaryota; Metazoa; Chordata; Actinopteri; Syngnathiformes; Syngnathidae
Gene: sfxn3
Product: sideroflexin 3
Exons: 11
Coding region: 148-1116 (322 amino acids)
Biological process (GO): serine import into mitochondrion; monoatomic ion transport
Cellular component (GO): mitochondrial inner membrane
Molecular function (GO): monoatomic ion transmembrane transporter activity
Source: RefSeq, a predicted model, not a curated record